AUGGGAACAGUGAACCGGAACAGCGGCGGAAUAACGAGAUUCGCAAAUCGAAUUCGGAGGCACGAGAAAUACAUCUCCAGCGACCACUGCUAUGACGUUGCGGUCAUCGAGCUUAAUGAGCCAGUGAGGUUCACCAACAACGUUCAGCCCAUCGCCUUGGCUAGCAACGAUUCCGAGAAGAACGUGGACUGGCCGUCUACUGCAUCUGGAUUCGGUGACACAAAUUAUAACAGUUGGGGACUCACCGUCCAGCGCCGUGACCCGUUUCACUACUCGACGCUGACACACUACACGUGUCUUCACUGCACUAAGAAUCUUAAGUUGUACAGCCGUGGCUGCGACGGCAUCAAGGAUACCAUCGGAAGUAGUAGGUGGCGGCGGGGCGGAUACUACGGCAGGAUAGCCGGGAACCCCGUUCGGCAGCAUUCCGAGGCCGAGGUUGUAUAG
Messenger RNA from Priapulus caudatus, 447 nucleotides. Its product is annotated as trypsin-1-like. The transcript has 4 exons. Lineage: Eukaryota; Metazoa; Priapulida; Priapulimorpha; Priapulimorphida; Priapulidae. The coding region runs from base 1 to 447 and encodes 148 amino acids. The record is from RefSeq and is a predicted model, not a curated record. Gene Ontology annotation, molecular function: serine-type endopeptidase activity. Gene Ontology annotation, biological process: proteolysis.